Messenger RNA from Pristis pectinata (smalltooth sawfish), 6903 nucleotides. It is a transcript of the gene diaph1, whose product is annotated as protein diaphanous homolog 1. Bases 144 to 1373 code for a protein of 409 amino acids. Gene Ontology annotation, cellular component: actin filament; cytoplasm. The transcript has 11 exons. Gene Ontology annotation, molecular function: actin binding; microtubule binding. Gene Ontology annotation, biological process: actin filament polymerization. The record is from RefSeq and is a predicted model, not a curated record. NCBI's taxonomy places the organism in Eukaryota, Metazoa, Chordata, Chondrichthyes, Rhinopristiformes, Pristidae.
UGCAUUAUCUGAAGGAAAACGCUAAGAAGGAGCAACAAGACACAGAUGACAAAAAAAACACACAAAAGAAAAAAGUUAAAGAACUAAAAGUGCUGGAUGGCAAAACAGCUCAGAAUUUGUCUAUCUUCUUGGGUUCUAACCGCAUGCCAUAUGAUCAAAUAAAAAGAAUCAUUCUUGAGGUGGAUGAGAAAACUCUAACAGAAUCACUGAUCCAAAACCUUGUUAAACAGCUUCCUUCGCAGGAGCAGUUGAGUGCUUUACUUGAGCUGAAGGACGAGUACAAUGAUCUCUCAGAACCAGAGCAGUUUGGAGUAGUAAUGAGCUCUGUGACCCGCCUGGAGACCCGUCUGAACGCAAUACAAUUCCAGCUGCAGUUUGAAGAGCAAGUUAAUAACAUUAAGCCGGACAUUGUGUCAGUGAAAGCAGCCUGUGAGGAAGUGAGAUCCAGUGAAAACUUUUCCAAGUUGAUGGAAAUCGUCCUUUUGGUAGGGAACUUCAUGAACGCAGGGUCACGGAAUGCUGGAGCAUAUGGAUUCAACAUUAGCUUCCUUUGUAAAUUGAGAGAUACAAAAUCAACUGAUCUGAAGAUGACACUGAUGCACUUUUUAGCAGAAAUCUGUGAAGAACAGUACCCUGAAGUUAUUCGCUUCACUGAAGAACUAAACCACGUGGAAAAAGCAAGCCGAGUUUCAGCAGAAAUGUUGCAGAAGAAUCUGGAACAAAUGGGGAAACACAUUACUAGACUGCAAAAGGACCUUGAUAGUUUCCCACAAUCCAACAACGAGCAAGACAAGUUUGUUGAGAAAAUGACAAGUUUUGUAACAGGUGCAAAAGAACAGUUUGAAAAAUUAACAGAUAUGCAUAAAACCAUGGAGGAGGACUUUGAAGAUCUUGGGCGUUACUUUGUCUUUGAUUCCAAGAAAGUAUCCGUUGAAGAGUUCUUCGGUGAUCUGAGCAACUUUAAGAGUAUGUUUUUGCAAUCGGUCAUGGAGAACAAGAAACGGAAAGAAGCCGAAGAGAAAAUCAAAAGAGCCAAACUUGCCAAAGAAAAAGCAGAGAAGGAGAGGCAGGAGAAACUGAAGAAGAAUGCUAUCAUUGACAUAAACGCAGAGGGUGAUGAGACAGGAGUGAUGGACAGUCUAAUGGAGGCCCUUCAAUCAGGAGCUGCCUUCAGGCGAAAGAGAGGUCCACGGCAAGCUGCUAAUCGAAGAGGCAAUGCUAUGACAUCUAUUCUCGCCAAAGAACUCACCAAGGACGAUGACGUCAGUCAGACUGUAAGUAAGAAGCCGAAGGUAGUGACAGAAGACAAAAGCACUGUGCCACCAGUGGAACAAGAGGAGAUGCUGGAAGAUAUUCUCACUCGCUCCAACUAAACCCAUAGGAAGUAUCUGGAAUUUAAAAUGCAGUGCCAUAAAGCCAAUUUUUUUGGUGUGAUGCUUGUUUAAACUCUGAACCUGAAUGUGCUACAUUUGAAUUUUUUUCUCUGGACUACUUGUAUCUCACCUGUAAACAGUGGCACUAGCCCAAGAGUGCACAGAUGAUUUUUCUUUAUGCAGAUUUGAAAGAGGCUGUGGGGAGUUGAGGAAAGGAGCAGAAUGGUUGCUAUGUCAAUGUACAAUAAGGUUUCCAAUAUCGGUUUUGGCAAUGCUGCAGUGCAGAUUUUGUCUUGAAGAGGUGGUCUUUUUGUAUUUUGGUUGCCUUUGGUUAUGUUUUAAACAUAUCAAUUGAUUUCCAUCUUUGAUGGGUCUUAUUCUUGACAGGUUACUGAGAUUUAAAAAUAAUGUUUGCACAUCAACCUCAUAGGCCACUUAAAAUAAAUUGCUAGGUCUUGCUAUGCACAUUCAUUAUUAAUAUUGUACAAUAUUUUGUUUUGGUUGUGGGUGAUUCUUGUACCAUAGAUCACAAGUGGAAAUUAAUAUCCUACACAGUAUGAGAGCUGACAAUGCAUCAAAGUGUGAAUCGCUGGGUCAAAACACAUACAACUUAUAAUGGGGGAAAAAACAAAUCUAUUUUUUAUGUGAACAGCUAAAAUACUUUCACUAUUAAUGACAGUCAGAAUGUUACACAACAGAAAUCAGGUUUGUUUUAGCAAUUUUCAAAAAACUGUUACUGCUUCUUCAUUAAUCCUUUCCUCUGAUGUCUCUUCCCACUCAAAGUAUGUUGUAGUGGGACAGACAAUUCAGAAAUGGAAACUGUUUUUUGCUUUUGCUCAUUAACUUGCACAGACCUGCUCAAUACACACAGCAUGAGGAUCGUUUCCACCAUGCUAAGAGUGACAAGCUGGAACUAUCACUGUUGAAAGAGGGAGGAAUGAUAAAUGUGCUGGUGCCAAAAGGGGAGAUAUUACCUUAAAAUCCAAUGGUUAAAUCAUUACUUAAUUUAACCGUUGUAUGGGGAAACUUUUUUUUUAAUGAUUAUGUCCACCCUCUUCAUCGAGUUUAGUUUAAUGUUCUAAGCAAUUAGCAGAACUAUUCAUCACAGGUUCGUUUCCUCCAGGUGCCCUUCUUGCACCUUUUUAGUGAUGAAAUCCAAAGGACUGAUAUUCCCAUGCUCCUGAAGUACUAUUGUGUUCCUAUGUACACCCUUCUGUCACUUCCAUCCAAAUGAAAAUUUAAUAAGUAUGAUUUCUGCUACAUUUAUUAUGUUUAGCCUAAAUACCCUCUUUAAAGUUCUGCCAAGUUUCAGAAGUUUCAUACAGACAAGGAUUGUUUACAUGAAUUAUGAACAUUAAUACAACAUCUGUUAGUUGCAAUUGUCAAGACUGCCUGCAAAAAAUAUUAUUUAUGCCUUUAAGAUCCAUCAGGUCAUGCUUCCCUACAUGGACAAAACCUUUAAAUCCACACUAUGGGUGAUUGCUAAUCGGGAAACGGAAGUGAAACAGCAAAAUUUACCUCAUAAAUUCUGCUUAUUAGAAAACAGCAGAAAGGAAACUGGAACUGCAGGAAACUGACCUGUAUGGUGUUUUUUUUUUAUUAUUUAACCAAAACAAUAUCAUUACUGGGUAUUUUUUUCGUCAAUGUUCUCAUUUGUAUCCUUUCCAAUUGAGACUGGUCCUUAACCCAUGCAAAUUGCACAAUUCUGAGGAAGAAGCAGCUGCUAAUUCAUUGCAGGUGGCUUUGAAAUCCUAAUUGGAAUAAUGUACUGCUGUAUCUAUUCUGCAUUAAUCCCUGUUGAGGCCCAUCUAAGUGAAGUGAUGGGGUUGUCUUCAGGUUCACAGGAAUUUACUACUGUAUGUGUAGAUGAACUCUGGGGUAUUUAUUGUCAUGUGUAUUUACUCUGCCAGUCUUUUGUUCUAUAUAACAUCUUUGAAAAUAUCUGUGUAAGCUCAUAUCAGAUGACCUAUUACCACCACCUACUAACAAGAAAUUCCUACAGAAUUUAUUUUUUACAUAAAGUUCUUUCUCUUUAGUUCUUUUUAAGUGCUUAAGAGAAUCUUUCUAUAUUUUAAGGAAUAUGUACACAUGAGCUGUUCUGGCUGAGAGAAAACAUUAGGUAUAAUUGCUGAGGAAGUGUAUUGUAGCAAACAGCCACUGACUCCUGACUACCACUAGCUAAUUCCAUUAUUGAUGGUGUCAUCAUCCAGAUAGUGGCAACCGAAGCCACUUCACCAGUGCCCGCACCAGUUUGAACAAAAUUCCUUCAGUUACCAAAAAUCUAUGUUUGCUCUAUUUUGUGAAAAAUUGAUGGAUUUGAAAAAUUUUGCAAAUUUUUAAAAAUUUCUGAUGUGUUCCUUUUCGUAGCAACAGACAACUAAAAAACCAAUUUCGCAUCCAUUCUGACUAGGCCUGUGCAGCAAACCCAACAGAUCUCUCUGCCUUUCAGACAUAGUUUGAUUCACUGAUCGAGUGCCACAGUUUUCCGUUACAUCCCAAAAGGCACUAAGAAGAGAAAAGGCCAGUUUUGGAGCAAUAAGAAAUCUCUUGAUUCAGCAGCAAUGGUUAGGUUGUGAGGGACUUAAUCAAGUCUGACCUGAUCAAGUUUAAUUGGAUGCCUUGUACAAUUCCACAUGUAGAUGCAGGUUUGAAGAGUAGUCAAUGUGAAGACUCAGUUUAAUGCCACAUGUAAUGUUUGAAACAAGAUGCAAGUGGAAUCUCUUUCCCAUUUUUGAUCAGUUCCAUUUGCCAGGUGACUUCUGUUGUUUUGCACCAUUUUAGUAUCAAAUUGAAACAACUUCUAUUGCCUCUUGAUCCUCGAUGUACUAAUCCUUGUUUAGGUAGUCAUACACUGUAAUGCUCGAUCAGCACUUGGAAUAAUGUUCUAGUAAAGGUUACAUAAUCCUGGUGAAUUGGGAAUUUCCAUGUAUAUUUUCUCUUCCUCUGUCCAAAUCAUGUCCUUUGCAGUUGGUUGCUCUGUGAUAUCCAAAGCUAAUUUGUUAAUUCUGUGUCAAUAUAUUUGGCCCUAUUUCAGUCAGAACAGCAUCUACCAGCCUUGUUAGGACUGCUGUCCAGAUAACCAGGUGAUGUACUAGGUUAUAUGGCAGCAUGGAUUAGAGUUUAAUGGUAUUGAUGGCAUAUCUCCCAAAAAUAAUUUAUUUGAGCAAAUGUUUUAUACAUGGAUAUCAGGUGCAGUGAAGUCAGUGUAUAUACUGUUCGUUGUGCUUUGUAUCUGAGGGAAGUUGGUAACAUUGUUGGUGUCUUUGCGACCAGCACCCCAGCUUAAUUAUCACUAACAUGUCCAAUGCACUGGUUCUUAUGGUAACUAGAUUCAUACAGCUUCUAUUGAUUACUUCGUAACUGCAAAUGGUAGUACACUGACUUCCAUUUUAAUUAAGACUCUGGGUUCUUAUGCACGGGAAUUCUUUGGGGUAGUGGAAUGGUGUUUUCUCUGUGUGCGUUAAACCUUAGUGCACGUAACACGGGGAUUGUUUCCUUUCUGUUCAAACUGCUUUUGCUCCAUUUUGGGCGGUGUUAGCAUGUGCUGUGGUGCACUUCACAUGGUGGUGGCAGUCCUUACGGUCUAGAAAUGAGCGACUCCUGUGGCAAGCAUCAGGUUUCUUUUCCCCAAGAGCUCCGCACACUGGUCACAGGAUAUGCCAGAGUGGCAUCAAGAACCUGCACUAAACUAUGUAAAAGUCCUGCUGAAACAGUAUAUGAAUUUGUCUGUAAAUAUAGUUGUGGUUGACUUAAGUUAUUGAAAAUGCCAAAAUUUCCCUUGAAACUUAAAUUUUUAGGACAUAGAGGUAACCAUAAGGAAGAGUGGUAUCAAAAUAAGAAUUCAUCUCACUGAACACGUUUGUUAUGUUGGUAGGAGUGGCAGGAAGGAACCUUCGACACCUUUUUAAUCAUUCUGAUUGUUGCUCUUUGAAAGAGCAAAACUGUGUGUAUUCCAUAUAAAUGUGAAUCCUGUAGGUUUACACAUUUAAUUACUGCAUCUUGUCCACUAAUAUAGAUUGUAGAUAAUUUCACAUCAUGGUUAUGUACUGUUGGUGCCUGGGCUGGCUUUUUUUGCAUUUAAAGAUGAGCAAGGGCUUCAUCAUUCCUUUUAUAGAAUUUAAAUUGUUAUUUAACUUCCUACAUUUAUUUCACAGAUAUGCAUAUAAUUUAGAUAAUGUUUAUUCCAGCUCUUGUUUCUGAACAUGCCGAAUUUAGCAGAAGUUGCUGGUCAGCUGAUUAUAAUUUUUUGUUGCUCUCAAGAAAGGAUGUCACGUUCCCAGUUUGCUGAGUUUUCUUGUUCACAUUCAAGAUCUCCACAGUGUUGUGAAUUUUGUUUUCCGUCUUGACAUUUUGGAAUCAUGGUUCGGGAAAUUGACUUGUGUAGGACAAGUCACGUUUCUAAGGAAACAACCAGAUUGUUGUUAUUUCUCGGCACUGUAGUCGUCUAAAGCGUAGGGUUACAAAAUUGAGUACAAAAAGUGCACCAAGUGACCUUGUAACUCCCCAGCACUAGUGGGGGUGGUGAGAGGAGGAAUGGAACUCUGAACUAUAACUUACGUUUUCUCUAGGCAUGUACCUGUUCUGUCUCUCUUCCUACAACUGAAGAGCAUUUAUUACAAAGUUAUUGGAUGUUUUCAGAGUAUGUGGGUGAUAACAAUGUGAUAAUAGUAGUGAUUGGAUGAUGCAGUAACACAAACUGCUUAAGAAGUCACUGCUCCAGUCAUCCUAUGUCACAGAUUUGGUGUGUGGUUCACGAUAUUACUAAAGUGUGGCAUCAAGACUACCUGUUAAGAUACCUAAUUGUUAAGUGGGCCCAACUGAAAAGAAAAUUUAUUAGGAACUAAAUAACACGAGCAAUUAUAGCAUGUUCCAUAUAGUUUAAUAUUUGUCCCAGGGGUAACGUGCAGAUUGAUAUUCAUUCAGUGUUGUGUUACUCGGACUUUUUUUGUAUAUUUAAAAAAAAGUAUCUGUCAAACCACUGUUUUUUUUGUAACUGAGAUUAUCUGUACUUUCUUUACACUUUGUCUUCAAGUAAAGUUGCCAGUCAGUGAGGACUGAUGGCUGGAAACUUCCACAAGGAUGUUGUGUUUAUCAAUAAUAGGGCUAGUUUCUUUUUAUUUUUGCUUGUCACAAUGUCACUGGAAUUGCAAGGGUUAAAUGUGCAUUAUUUGUCCUUCACACUGUUAAUGGAACUGGAAGUUAAAUGAAUGUGAGCAACAUGUGUCUGUUUCAUGAAACAACAUGGAAGUAGUUGUUCAGAACAUUGUUGGCGAUGAGAAAAGUAAGCCCUCUACAUUUGCAUCUUUUGACGGUAUAAUCAGCUGUAAGUAGUCAUUUCAAAUGACUUUAGAGUGCAGACAUGAGGGCUAAAUGAGCCAGAGCUAAGACUUUGGCUGCUAGGAUUAUUUUGAAAAUGGCAAUAUAAAAUAGUGUUUCUUUUUCUCGAAAGAUUUUUUAUAGAAUUUUUUUUUUGCUUUGGAACGUUAUUUUAUCAAAUUUGUGAUUCAAAUUGUAAAUAAAGAAAUAUUCU